Messenger RNA from Brachypodium distachyon (stiff brome), 783 nucleotides. RefSeq names its product non-specific lipid-transfer protein C6. The transcript has 2 exons. NCBI's taxonomy places the organism in Eukaryota, Viridiplantae, Streptophyta, Magnoliopsida, Poales, Poaceae. The record is from RefSeq and is a predicted model, not a curated record. Bases 28 to 495 code for a protein of 155 amino acids.
CGCCCGUCCCAAAGUCGGAAGCUAGCCAUGACGUCCCCCAAGGCGGCCGCCGGCACCGCCGUGCUCCUCCUCCUCCUGCUGCUGCUCACCUCCACCAUCGCCGCGCCUGAAGCGUCGAAGACCAUCGCGUUGGACUCAAUGCCCCUUGCCCCGGCGGCGGAGGACGCGGCGUCGACGACGUGCGUGGGGUCGCUGCUGGCGCUGAGCCCGUGCCUGCCCUUCUUCCGGGACGCCGACGGCGGCACGGAUGCGUCGUCGGCGCCCGAGGGCUGCUGCGAGGGCCUGCGCGGCAUCGUGGCCGACCAGGAGGUGUGCCUGUGCCACGUCGUGAACCACACCCUGGAGCGCGCCAUCGGCGUCGACAUCCCCGCCAACCGCGCCUUCGCGCUCAUCGGCAGCCUCUGCGGCAUCACGCUGCCGGAGGACUUCCUCGUCACCUGCGCCAGCCGCAACAACGUGCCGCCGCUCUACGCGUGCCCCGCGCCGUCCGCCUGAUCCAUCCCUGCAGGCUGCAGCUGGGUAUUUUGGCUGGGCGAGUAAAAUAAUCGUCGAGGAUUAUUACAGACUGCAACCUCUGCGAAGUAGAAGCCUGCCUAUGAAUGCAAGCUUUACAUAUUGGAGUCUCGAACUAAGAAGAGAGCACGUACGUGUAUGGGUAUUCUAGACUCCAAUGUAUGUACUGGUGAAUAAAUGCGUGUGGUUAACAUGACAAAUGUAUGUACUGGUGUUAAUGCGCAAGGAAUAAAUAAAUAAGGAAAAAGUCUAUUUAAAAUCUAUUAAGUA